AUGGACACUGUGAAGAACACCACGAUGUGGUAUGCCGGCCUCUUGCUGCGCUUCAACGCCAUCUACCUCGCCAUCAACAGAAUUCUCGCUGUGGUGGAUGAGAUCCGUGAGGCGGUUGAUCUUGUUCAUCUCGUUAAUACGAUGAUUGACAUGGGCUUCGCAAUGUAUGCGGAAAAUGCAACGGAUGGGGAGAGAGUCCUCACCGCGGCAUUCGCAUAUGGGGUCCUUAAUACGCCAGAGCUUCGGCUCAAAAUCGUCACUACCAGCCACCGUUUUGUUGCUCUUCUAAUUGAGUGCGCCAACACUGUGGAGGGGCUGAAUCAGGACUACGGCUCGCCGAAAGGCACCUGGCAGUUCGUCCACGAGGACGAGCUGGUCGUCGGGCGGGAGGAGCAUCAAGAGAUGCUCGACAUUGUCGAACGACUAUCCGAUGGGAACAGCUCGGAAGAAUCGGAAUAA
Molecule: messenger RNA, 459 nt
Organism: Microdochium trichocladiopsis
Lineage: Eukaryota; Fungi; Ascomycota; Sordariomycetes; Xylariales; Microdochiaceae
Exons: 1
Coding region: 1-459 (152 amino acids)
Source: RefSeq, a predicted model, not a curated record